GAAAAAUCCCCUGUAGCUUAGAAAUUAGACAUUAUUCUUCCUUUUUCAUUGUCAGGUGCAGAAACCGUUAUGUAGCCAGUGUCCACUGCAGACACAAAAUGAGCUCUUGAAUUCCAUCGUAGUCUUCAUUUCCAGCCUAGAGUCUUGUUAAAAGUGGGUGUUUCUUUGAAAAAGAUUUUUGGAGCAAGCCAGUGGUGGAGGCCGAUGACAUUGUGCUGUUCCUCUGUGGCCACAUUCCAGUGUUCUGACACAGAGAGCGGUGAGCAGGCCGGCGUAAGGGGAAAGCGGGCAGCAGGCGGGCUUUGGCUGGCUCACUCUCUUCUUCUCUCUACGGGAUAAAGGGGAAUGUGUCUGGGACUACUUUUGUGUGUGCCUUUCAGCCUGACUCUGGAGCGAGUCUUGCCAAAGCUGCUGUAAAUGGGAGUAUGCUAUGGAAGGGUGGAGAGGGAGCUUGUGAAACAUAUAUUGUUUGUGUGGCAUGGAGUGGCAGGAAGAAAAAAGGAGCAGGGGAAAGCUGUGGUGAAGGGCGUGUAUGCCAUGAUGCCCGGACAGAUCCCUGACCCUUCGGUGACGGCAGGCUCUUUACCCAGCCUGGGCCCGCUGGCUGGGAUCUCUGCCACGACGCUCACGGACCAGCUAAAAUACGCCGACCUGUGCAGUCUAGGAGCCAUGCUGUCUCCGCUGCACCUCCUGGGCAAGCUGAGCAAGCACCAUCUUCCUAUUAAAGCUGAGAAAGAUGAGGAGGAGGAGAGGAGGAAGAGAAGGCGAGAAAAAAACAAAGUGGCAGCAGCACGAUGUCGAAACAAAAAGAAAGAGCGAACAGAAUAUCUACAAAGGGAGUCCGAGAGGUUGGAGAUGAUGAACUCUGAGCUCAAAGCGCAAAUCGAGGAGCUGAAGCACGAGCGCCAGCAGCUUAUCCUCAUGCUUAACCGUCACCGGCCGACGUGCAUCGUGAGGACAGACAGCGUGAAAACCCCCGAGAGCGAGGCUAACCCACUCCUGGAACAGCUAGAGUCCAAAUGAGGAAAAGUGCAGAGACUCAGAGUGGUGCUUUUCCACACUUACUGUUUACAGGUUAGCUUCCAUACAGCUAGCUAGAAGCACUUAGCUCUAAACUCUUGGACGUUUAAGGGUGAAUGAGUGAAGCACUCCAACCCAUAUGCUUGGAGUUUUUGAGCCUUGUGGAACCCUUGUCUCACCCAUGCAUACAUGUCCCAAUCAGAUUGGGCGAUGUGCUGACGGUUACAAGUUUUUAGUACUUUUUUUUUUUUUUUUUUUUUUUUUUUCCCCCUUCUUCUUCCUCCUGUUUGAGGUCAUUCUGUGCCUCCGAGUUUUUAUCUUAAUCCAGCCAGGCUAACAAGACAGUUUGUAACAGAUAGCAAAAACAAAAUGCACUUCCUCAAGGUAUCAUGUGAGAUCAGUGUUUUGGUCGUGAUUUGCCUCAUGAAAUUGCUUUUUCUUUCAUUCUUUCUUUCUUUCUUUCUUUCUUUCUUUUUUUAAGACGCAGGCGUCAUGUAUGCACAUAUACAGUAUAUGGACUGUUUACAUCUUGUUCUUAUAGUUACCUACAAUUUAUAUAUAUAUUUUUUUUUUCUGAUUUUUUUAUACUUCAUGUACAUUACAUUAUAUGGACUGUUAUCACUAGAUGUGAUACAUUUUUAUAUUACUGCUAUAUAACAGAUAGUUAUAUAACCCCUUUUUCUGUGACUUACUCAUUAUGUUUAAUGGCUGUGAAGAAAUGCAAACAAUAUACACUAUGUAUUUGGGGAGUAUAUUCUACAGUCCUUAAUUAUUAAAUCAGUUCCUCUUCAACUGUU
Messenger RNA from Ictalurus punctatus (channel catfish), 1817 nucleotides. It is a transcript of the gene jdp2a, whose product is annotated as Jun dimerization protein 2a. Gene Ontology annotation, molecular function: RNA polymerase II cis-regulatory region sequence-specific DNA binding; DNA-binding transcription factor activity, RNA polymerase II-specific. Lineage: Eukaryota; Metazoa; Chordata; Actinopteri; Siluriformes; Ictaluridae. The transcript is spliced from 4 exons. Gene Ontology annotation, cellular component: nucleus. Gene Ontology annotation, biological process: regulation of transcription by RNA polymerase II. The record is from RefSeq and is a predicted model, not a curated record. Bases 418 to 1023 code for a protein of 201 amino acids.